This is a messenger RNA of Epinephelus lanceolatus (giant grouper), 6853 nucleotides long. RefSeq names its product vav 3 guanine nucleotide exchange factor a (gene vav3a). The record is from RefSeq and is a predicted model, not a curated record. Lineage: Eukaryota; Metazoa; Chordata; Actinopteri; Perciformes; Serranidae. Gene Ontology annotation, molecular function: guanyl-nucleotide exchange factor activity; protein binding. Gene Ontology annotation, cellular component: plasma membrane; cytoplasm. Gene Ontology annotation, biological process: intracellular signal transduction; regulation of GTPase activity; cell migration.
GCUCCAUCCACAGCCUCACUCCACCGGACUGUCAUCCUCCACCAGCUCUCCGCUCCGGUCCUGUUCCGUUUCACAUCGGCUGUUACAGCAUGGGUACGAUUUGAAGCCGCAGCACGGAGCCGUCAGCACUUUCACUCGCCACCAGGAACAAAUUCUUUCCAAGCUCGUCCGGCUGAAGUCACAAAUAAUGAUGGAGUAUUGGAGGCAAUGCGCGCUGUGGUUGAUAAACUGCAAGGUGCUUCCAGCGAACCACCGGGUGACAUGGGAGUCUGCACAGGUAUUUGACUUGGCCCAAACCCUCCGGGAUGGAGUCCUGCUCUGCCAUCUGCUCAACAACCUGAGACCCCAGUCCAUCAACCUGAAGGAGAUCAACCUGCGACCGCAAAUGUCACAGUUCCUGUGCCUGAAGAAUAUCAGGACUUUCCUGGCAGCGUGCAGCGAGGAAUUUGGCAUGAAGAAAAGCGAGAUGUUCGAGGCCUUUGACCUCUUUGACGUCAGGGACUUUGGAAAGGUUAUGGACACACUAUCUAAACUUUCCCACACAGCGAUUGCACAACAAACUGGAAUCAGGCCCUUCCCAUCUGAGGAGAGUGUUGAAGAUGAGGAUAUCUACAACCACCUGGAGGACCUGAUAGAUGAGAACGGGGUGGAGGAUGAGGAGGAUCUGUAUGACUGCGUGUACGACGACGAAGAUGGAGGAGAGAUCUAUGAGGACCUGAUGAAGACAGAAGCCAUCCCUCCUCCGGCGUUCCAGAAGCAAGCAGAGACUGACAUAAGGAGUUGCUGUUUAACAGAGAUCAAACAGACAGAGGAGAAAUACACUGAGACCCUGGAGUCUAUAGAGAAGCACUUUAUGACGCCCCUCACCAUGUUUCUGUCCAUGGCCGAGAUGGAAAAGGUGUUCGUGAAUAUUCCGGACCUGGUUAAAGUUCACAAAUGUUUACUGCUGGAAAUCCAAGACUCAGUCCACCACAGAAGUGCCCAGAACCUUUACCAGAUCUUCGUCACCUUCAAAGAGAGGUUGUUGAUCUAUGGGAAAUACUGCAGCCAUGUGGAGACAGCCAUCGCCACUCUGGACGACAUUUGCAAAGACAGAGAGGACGUACGCAUGAAGCUAGAGGAAUGUUCAAAGAGAGCCAACUACGGCAAGUUCACACUGAGGGAUCUGCUGGUGGUUCCUAUGCAGCGGGUAUUAAAGUAUCACCUCCUGCUGCAGGAGCUGGUGAAACACACUCAUGAUUCCACUGACAAGAGUAAUCUGCGGAUGGCACUGGACGCCAUGAAGGACUUGGCUCAGUACGUCAAUGAAGUCAAACGAGACAAUGAGACGCUGCGAGAAAUAGAUCAGUAUCAGAGAUCCAUUGAAAACCUGAAUCAGCGACUGAGUACCUAUGGCAGACCCAAAGGUGAUGGGGAAGUACGAGUGGCCACAGUGGACAAACGGGCUAAACAGGACAGGCACAUCUUCCUGUUUGACGCUGCUGUGAUUGUUUGUAAGCGGCGAGGAGACAACUAUGAGAUGAAAGAAGUGAUCGACCUGCACCUCUUCAAGAUCACCAACAACCCCACAUCGGACAAGGAGAACCGAAAGUGGUCCCACGGAUUCUACCUCACUCAUAACCAGGGCCAGAAUGGCUUUGAAUUCUUCUUCAAGACCAAAGAGCUGAAAAAGAAGUGGCUGGAGCAGUUUGGCAUGGCCAUAUCCAACAUUCGUCCUGAGAACGCCACUAACAACUUCCAUGACUUUAAUAUGCACACCUUUGAAAGGAUCACCUCCUGCAACUCUUGCCACAUGCUGCUAAGGGGCAUCUUCAACCAGGGCUAUAUGUGCUCCAAGUGUGGUUUAGGUGCCCAUAAAGAAUGCCUGGGCCGCUUUGGCUGCUGUGGAAAAACAGAUCCCGGCUCCGUCAGAACUCAGGGCAAAGAUCGAGAUCCAGGUCUGCCCAAGAUGCUGGUAAUCAGGAACUACUUUGGCGUGCCGAGCCCCACGUCUGGUCCGGCGCUCAGUAUCCAGACGGGUGACAUCAUCGAAUUAAUCGGCGCCGACCUACACAGCCCCUGGUGGCAGGGCAAAAUCCUGACGACAAAGGAAGUUGGCUUCUUUCCAAGCGACGCUGUGAAGCCGUGCCCAUGUGUCCCGAAGCCUGUCGAUUACUCCUCUCAAGCCUGGUUUGCAGGGCCCAUGGAGAGGCUUCAGGCGGAGGCAGAACUCAUCAACAGGGUCAACAGCACCUACCUGGUCCGCCACCGCAGUAGAGAGUACACAGAGUACGCCAUCAGUAUAAAGUACAACAACGACGUGAAGCACAUAAAGAUCCUGACCAAGGAGGGCUGCUUCUACAUCGCAGAGAACAAGAAGUUCAGGAGCAUAUUAGAGCUGAUCGAGUACUACAAACACCACUCAUUGAGGGAAGGUUUUAGGAGUCUUGACACCACGCUGAAGUUUCCAUAUCGGGAACCAGAGAAUGCUGCUAUGCACCGCCUCAACCGGCCGGGUGGCAACACCCCAUUGCUCUGCGGCCUCUCUUUUGUAACUCCUGCCGGCUACAGCUUUGUACCUCCUUCCUCUGCUCCCUUCUGGUCAGUGUUUACUCCGAAAGUGAUCGGUGUGGCGAUAGCACGGUACGACUUCAGCUCCCGUGACACCCGGGAGCUCUCGCUGCAGGAGGGUGACGUGGUUAAGAUCUACACGAAAUCGGGAGCCAACGGCUGGUGGAGGGGCGAGGUCAAUGGCAGGGUCGGCUGGUUCCCAUCCACAUACGUAGAGGAGGGUGAGGAGUGAAAGGUCCAACAUGGGAAGAAGAGUAAGACAAAGGAAGAGCGGCAGCAGCGGACUGAACAAACUGUGAACACAACAGUAACAAAGAGUUAGCUUCUGCACUGCUGCUUGCCCCAGCGUUACUUUCCAGAGCAAAGCAGGCGGCUUCACUCUCCUGCACGGAGCCCUGUCGCCUACGACCAUCCCAGAGGCCUUUGGGAGAGAGAAGGGCUACAGUACGUUGCAGAUGCAAAGAUGCCCCAUAAUUUCUGGUUGACUCUGUGUGGUUAAGUGACUCCACCAACAAGCAGCUUGCCUGUCAGCGGGGCAUAAGCCCUCGCCAGACGCCCCCUCCUCCCUCCCUAACAGCAUCCGUCCAUCCAUAAUUCACCCUGCGCUCCCUUCCUCUCUGCCCCAGCCAGCCCCCCAGCUCCCACCUGUUCCUGCUUGCCAAGUCGGCCGUCGCCAGACUGUCAAAAGUAGAUACUCAAAUGCUACUCCUCCAUUCAUGCGCUCAUCCAUCCAAGCAUCCAUCCUUUCUGCCACCCCGUGGGAAUAGAGCCAUUUGAGCCGGGAAAGACCAACACUUAUUCUCUUCUUUUUCCUCUCUCAUCCCCUUCUUUCACUCUGAAGGGAUUUCAGUUAGUUUUGACCUUGCCCAUGUGUUUCUUCCCUUAAUGCAGGUGGUUAUUGAUGACUUGAUGACCCAGAUUCACAAACACACUCCACACACACACACCACCCACCUCUCCUCCCUUUCAGAUUAUGAUCGCCUCACACACACGCUCUUACAGGAGAUGUAAGAGAGGGAUGGCGUCGGAUAGCAUCGCUGCGCGGUGCCAGCAAUUGAUCGCUGUUGUUCCUAUUUUCCUCCCAACUCCUACAUUCUUUAUCUCCGGCCCAGCCUCUCAUGUUUUUAGUUGUCUUGGCCGUUAGCGAUCCUCUGCUCUUAUCGGUGGCAGCUCUGUCGACAGGAGCCCAUUCGCGGAGGGUUUAUCUUAUUGGAAGCAUUAGCGGCUUGUCGGGGAGCGAGCCACUCUACCUAGGAGCCACCCAUCCCCUUAACAUAAAAAAGAGAUGAUGAAACAUGAACGCAGCCCAACUUUGUUCUUCUUUUUGUCUCUUUUUUUCCUCUAAAAAAAAAUUCUGCAUUGUCAGGCAUGUCCUGUUUCAUCAUCAGAUGAUGGAUAUGAUGCAGUUUGAUUGAUUGCAUUCUUGCAAAAUUCCGCAACCCCGUCUAUGUGAGGUGAUCUACCUGGAUUUGUACCUUUGCAACAUUUCAAAUGCUUCCUUGGUGUUUGCGGAAACUGGGUCUAUUUUUUCCCCCACUGAAAAAUAUCAUUUCUGCAGGAACACUUGCAAUUUAGGGGAUUUAUUUUGGCGAGAAAAACAUCAAAUUUUUAAAAAAGGUAUUUCUGUAUUAGCACUUCGAUCCAAAAGAACUGGUAUCAGCUCUCAGAAACCUUUUCUCCUCACUGCUUAUAUCUCCCCGCUAACUGUCCUCCCUCUCCACCCUCCCCCCGUAUACAUUAUGCACGCUGUCUCCUUAAUCCACAGUGAAACAGGAUUUUCCCACAUUUGAGGGAAUAAAUACCUUUAUGGCAAAACAUGCUGCACAACACACUUGUAGUGUUAACACGCGCAAGUGUGAAGUCACAGACAGAGAGACCUGAAAAUCUCCAGCAGCUGGCUUUGUGCGGUGAUGAUUUUAUCCACAGCCAUGAUGUUGAAUCCGUGUUUGAAAUAUGUACAUAUUGAUUUUUUUAAUUUAAGUCAUGGUUGGUGAUUUCUCUUCACAUUUGAGGCAGAAGGAAGUCAAACUCUUCAAACUGCUCCUUUAAUUUCUUCUUUCUUUAAAGCUGUUUUUGGCUAUACUUAUUAUAUUUCCCCUCGCUGCUCAAAUACUUUCACACACGCCUACACAUUACAUUUAAAAAAAUCAUACAUCCUUUCCUGUUAAGGGAAACUAAUAAUGCAAUGUACAUUACAGAAAAUCUGUCACUAAAACACACAUCAGGGCAGCUGACAACUUAAGUGAAAACAUGCAUCAGACGUUAAAUAAAGUCUGAACUUUCAGAGCUAUUAGAGAAGUGGAACCACACGAUGACAUCAAGGAAGCCGUCAUGUGGCGAACCGGUGGACCCUGCCUCUGGUGACAGCCCUCAGGGCAUGGCUUCCAAUCACAGCUAUCAUCCUCAUUGUGUACAUGCCACCGGGUAUUGUGUCAGAAAUAUAUUUUGUGAAUCUAAGUAAGAAUUUAUUGUAAAGAUAUGCUUUUGUAUGCGCUUAAUGGAGCCAUUAUGUUUGGAAGCCCUUAAUUGCCCCCUGCCAGCCCUGUCACUCCACGCCAUUGUAAUGUGAAUGACAAAGUACUGUUUUUGUUCUCAGUCAUAUUGUUUAAUAUCAGACUGAAGAAAUGUGUCAAGAGAACGGGUUGUAUUAUUGCUUUUUUAAACUGUGAUGUCUCCCUAGUUUUUAUAUUUAAAAAAAUGAACAGUGUCGUUAAGUGACCACUAGAUGGAAGCAUCCUAAACACAUCUCUUCCUCUCUGAGCACUCACCUUCAGCUUGCUUAAAUUUGGAGAUGACAUCAUCUGAUUAGGAGGUGAACAAUAUGAAAGGAUUGAGCAUGAGCCUCAGACUUGUUGCAGUGAGCGAGGAGGAGAGGACACACGCUUGAAAGGAGUCACUCAUGACUGAAAAUGCAGGAAGGCUAAAACAUGCAAAUCUGUAUAAUGACUGUUGUUAGGUUCCUUCACAGUCCAUGACUUCUACCAGAUUUCUUGACUUUAAAAUUUCCUGAUAUUCCAGGAGCUUCAUGUCCAGUAGGAGCACAUUUCUCCUCUCCUCCUGCCUCCCUAAAAUGUCUGCAGUCUCUGAGCAGCCAAACAUUACAUUUAUAACAUCUUUAGGAAAUCUGAGGUGAGGCAGCGGCACAAAUGCGAUCCAGCACAAGCGCCUCUCCCGUCUUGGGAAAACUGGCGAGGCAGAGUACGCUUCUCUAAUCGCAGACUCCGGUAAUCCACUCCCGCACUCCUCCUCCGCCCAGAUGAACUCUGACAGCAGGGCCAUUUACAACUGCAGGCCUUCCUCCACUCCGAGUGCGCUUCCCAGAUUUUUUUUGUGUGCAGGAGGGACGGGAGGAAGGCUCAAGGGUAUCUGUGAUCUAAUCAUUACACCAUCUCCUCACCCCAGCGACCCCGCUGCAUCCAUCUCUCUGUCGGCUCCUCUCUCUCCCGCUCUAUCUCACCUUGUCACUUCCCUUCUCUCUCCCUCUUUCUCCAUCUAUCUUUCAUCCAAUCUCUGUCUUCUUGGUUUCUCUCUGUAUUCUGUCCCUCACCUCGAUGCUUUGUAGCUGUAACUGCUGCCGUACGUUAGAAUAGAAGAUUCAGUAUUAUCAGAAGAGAGAAAGAGGCGGCUGGAGUCUCUAUAAACAACAAAAUGGAGGACUAGUUUAAUUUCACCACAGAUUCAUAGAUGGAGAGAAACGAUGCCAAUUAGAGGAUGAACUAGAGUUCGCUCUCGCCGCUGUUAUCUCCUCGUAUAGUACAGUGUGUGCACAGAUUAUGUCCAUAUGCAGAGGCACACACCGUGUACGUGUGGAGAAACAUCUUGACAGGAUUUAGGGCUGGCCAAGUCUUAGCCCAGCAGGGGUUUCAGGAUACAAUCUCCUUAACCAACACGAAAGGACAGUUCUGCAGCACCCUGAACAGAAACAUAAUACCAGCCAUCACCCGUACAUGAAGAAAAUAUGUCAUAUGAUACUUCUUUCUCUCUGGGAGUGAAAAUCCAUCCCUAAUCCAUUGACAAACCCUCCACCGGUCUCUGUGUUAUAUUGCUAUCAGCGCUCACUCCUGACUGAAGUUUGCAUUCCCUGUGUUCUCGCUCCGUGUCCUGUUAUCCCUAUGAAGCCAAAGAUGUAUGCUGUACUUACUGUACACUCAGUGUUCUGUCUCAUAACCACGGUACCCGACCGCUGUGGCCUAACUCUAAAACCGUGCAAUCUCGACUGUGUAGCAUUACCGUGUAUUGUUGCUGUAUCAUACUGUAAAAUAUGUACAUAGCACAUAAUAAAGAUAUACAUUGCUUCUUCUAA